AGACACGCCUUCCCCCAUUUGUCUUUGCGUAAUGAGCGUGCGUCAGGGUUCAGCGUUUGGUUCCUUCUCCGCAAGUUCACUUCUCGAGUUACAGCAUCCAAGCUUGAUACAUUUCCUGUUUUUGCGCUCACGGGUUUUUCUAAUCUUCUCAAACGAAAACUCUGAGGAAUAACUUCUGGAAUAAUCUGCGUGGAAGUGUUGUGGUGAUGAAUUCACGGAUUUUCCUCGCUGCUCUCCUGCUUGUCUUCGGUUUGGCGACUGUUUUUGCUCAGUCUUCCGCACCUGCCCAAGUGUGUGAGACGAAGAAUGGGACAAGCUGCGAGGAAUGUCUGAAAAAUGUGUCGUGCCUGUGGUGUCUCACAACUAAGUCAUGUGUAACAUAUCCAGUGAAGACUAUCCUUCCACCCCAUUCACUGUGUCCACUGAGUGAAGCACGCUGGGGGCUCUGCUGGAUGAACUUCCAGAUAUUGAUAAUCACCUUGUCAGUGUUUGGUGCAAUUAUCAUCAUCGCCUUCCUGCUCUGCCUGUUCUGCUGCUGCAAGUGUGAGAACUUUGGAUCUAAGAGGACGGAGGCCAAGAUGCAGAGACGGACCGAUAAGACGAGAACCAAGCAGGAAGAAAGGAGAGCAGAAAUGAAAGAACGACAUGACGAUAUCAGGAACAAAUAUGGUCUAAGCGGACCAAAUCCAUACUCCAAAUUUGCAUAAGAGGAUCUGCAAACUGAGAUUUACACUACAACCCUUCUGUUUUCUCCUGAACUCUGACCUCUCGCACAACAGAUUGUGGUUGUGAGAGUAGACGUGAUGAUUAAUGUAAACUAUAACUACGAUAAUUUCAGAAAGGUGACAGUAGUUUUGUAUAGGCAGUCUAUUCUGGCUUCCUCCAGCCAAUGAACAGGUUGUGUUCAAUGUGAUGACCGAAGAGGCUGAAACCAAAGGAUAGAAUAGACGCAUAUCCUGUGGCUCCUAUAGCAUCAUACUAUUUAUUAGGUUACGUCUUUAAUUGUACAGAAUAGAAUGAUUUCUUGCUCCUCUGUGCUGCUGCUUAUAAACUUAGAAAAUGACAACCUAUUUUUUUACUUUGUGCAAUUUACUUUUCUUGUUUCAAAUUGACUUAUUCAUAUUCUGAAAUGUAGGAGCCCAUUUUUUAUUGUGUUACUUCUCUUUAUUCCACUGAAAAAAAAUAUUUUUAAGGUACUAGGUUUGAUCAAAAUUAAAUCUUUACCCUUGCAUCCAGAUUUUAUAACGUAAUUAUUGACUUUAGUUGAAUGUGUUCAUCCUAAAUUCGGAUUGAAGUCUGCCUAAUACGACAUUUACAUGUAUGUCCUGUAUAGACGCACAAGCCAAAUAAAAUACUUUGGACUCAUAA
This is a messenger RNA of Cottoperca gobio, 1368 nucleotides long. RefSeq names its product PTTG1 interacting protein a (gene pttg1ipa). Lineage: Eukaryota; Metazoa; Chordata; Actinopteri; Perciformes; Bovichtidae. The transcript is spliced from 7 exons. Gene Ontology annotation, biological process: protein import into nucleus. The record is from RefSeq and is a predicted model, not a curated record. The coding region runs from base 207 to 707 and encodes 166 amino acids. Gene Ontology annotation, cellular component: cytoplasm; nucleus.